AUGGAGGACCAGAAGGCCCCACGUCAUCGUCAGAGUGGAAGCCUGACUGAUUUUACUGUUAUUGUUAAAGAAGAGAUUAAGGAUGAUAUAGAUGAGGAGGAUGAGGAAGAUCUCACCAUCCCCCACCAAGAUCAGGUCAAAGAACGGGUUGAUCUGAAAGUUGGCGGUACAAAGGGGGAAGAAGAGGUCUAUGUGACGGGUGAUGCGCCGUCUACGGAGGAGGAAGUGAUGAUGGUGACCAUUAAAGAGGAGGACUUUUCUUCGGACUUCGAGACGGCGUAUGGACACCGAGUCAAGAACCCCCUGCAACGAUGUCUCUCCAUACCUCCCUAUCGGAAAACGGAGGAUGAUGACUUCACGCCUGAUUAUCUAGUAGAGAAACCCAUCGCUCCGAACGUCCACACCGGACUUCACCGGGCAGGUGGGUCUCCAGACGCCUAUAACCCCGAAGACCCGAGCCGUGAACUUCUCACUCGGAAUGUCCACCCGGAACGUAACAGUGUAGCAGAUCCCUCUAAUCCCGAAGAAGCAUCCCUCGGUGAAAUGGACUCCGGGGACCACCGGGCCUGUGAUCAGGUUGGCGAGAUGUUUUCUUGUUCAGAAUGCGGGAAAAGCUUCACGUCCAAAUCCACUCUCCGCGGCCACCAGAAAGUCCACACCGGGGAGCGGCCGUUCCCGUGCCUCAUCUGCGGGAAGCGCUUCCUGCGCAGGACGCAUCUCAACGUGCACCAGACCACUCACAUCGGCGACCGGCCGUUCAAAUGCCCCGAGUGCGGGAGAGGUUUCUCCAAGAAGUCCGACCUGCAGACCCACCAGUUCACUCACUCCGGGGAGUUCCCUUUCUCCUGCUUCGAAUGUGGCAAGGGCUUCUCCCGGAAGUCUCACCUCCUGAGGCAUCGGCGGUCUCACACGGGGGAGCGUCCUUUCUCCUGCCCGGACUGCGGGAAGUGCUUCGUGGACAGGUCGCAGCUCACCGCUCACGAGCGGUAUCACACGGGAGAGAAGCCGUACUCCUGCUCGGAGUGCGGGAAGUGUUUCUCCGGUAAGUCGGGACUGAAUAAACACUGGAAGGUUCACACGGGGGUGAAGCCGUACGCGUGCACCCACUGCGGGAAAUGCUUUCGGGGCAAGUCGCAGCUCGUCCAGCACCUGAGGGGGCACGUGGGAGCCAAACCGUACACCUGCUCCUACUGCGGAAAGAACUAUGCGGUGGAGUCCCAACUGAUCGCCCACCAAAGAUCUCACACGGGAGAGAAGCCAUUUUCCUGCUCGGUGUGCGGGAAAAGCUUUGGCCACAAGCCGACGUUGGUCAACCACAUGAGGAUUCACACGGGAGAGAAACCACACUCGUGCUCAGAGUGCAGCAAAUGUUUCUCGCGCCACGCGGACCUGGUGGCGCACCGGAGGACGCACACGGGCGAGCGACCCUUCCCUUGUUUGCAGUGCGGGAAACGGUUCCAGAGAAAGACGCAGCUCGUCAAACACACGCAGCUCCACAAAGAAGCCGAGGGGCCCGGCGGCCAGGACAGCCCGAACGAGGUAUCCGAAAGCGGGGAGACGCCGGAGAACUCGCAGGAGUGA
Molecule: messenger RNA, 1581 nt
Organism: Nanorana parkeri
Lineage: Eukaryota; Metazoa; Chordata; Amphibia; Anura; Dicroglossidae
Product: zinc finger protein OZF-like
Exons: 5
Coding region: 1-1581 (526 amino acids)
Source: RefSeq, a predicted model, not a curated record